GGCGUGGCGCCAGUCCGCCGCCCGCACGCAGCCUCCGCGGACGCUCCGUCGUCCUUGCGGUUAAUCUGCACGCGUCAAAUUGCCCUCGCUAUUGUUAACGAAUACCUUGAGUAUAGGGAUAUUGGAAUUAUUAUAAAGGCUUCCGACGCGAUUAACCCACCUGUGGCAACAUAAGUUUUCCUUCAAUUCAAAACUCUCUGUAAAACAAUGCGUAUGUGACUUUGAAGGUUUAAAGUGAUGUGAAUAAAAUGAGUGGUUGACGUGUUUGCAAUGCCGGGGUGUUGGCAUUUACCUGAACACGUGACCAGGUGGUGGCUGCUGGACGUCUGCACACAGCGGUUGUUUGGCGAUGCAGAUGCUACGGAUUCCCAGAUACCGCAACAAGCAGGCGGGACGGGUACGGGAGGCACGGCCACCACAGGGCCAGGUCGUGCAGCCCGCGCCCGCGCCUUGGAGCUGGCUCAGCAACUGGCCAGCUCGCUGCAGCACGCGGUGCCGCCACCCCCUCGGCCGGACUUCACUACCGCCAGUGCCAUAUUGCGGUGGCUUCAACAGAACAACAACUCCGUCGCUCUAAUUAUCUUGGGUCACGUUGAGUAAAUCAUCAACAAACAGUGAAGGAAAUCAUCUUUCGCGUUCUUGGUGAGAUUUCGUGGCUUUCAGUGUUUGUGUAAUCUCUUGUUAAAACUCGUUUAUUAACCAAAUUAUUUUGAUUAACUCUCAAAUUUGUGACUACUCAUUAAACUGGUUAUUUCUACCCCAGAUUCCUCGUGGGAAUAGGUUGUAUAAUUAGGAACGGCCCUUAAGAACUGGGUUAGUUGAGUUUGUUGUUGUUCCGUUAUGACUUUGGCGUGGUACGUGGCAUGUCGUACUUGGAUAAUUUUGUGUGAUUAUGGCCCUGUGCAUUGUAAAAUAUUUAACAUUAAUUUCACAAGGUACGAAGCACUCGCCGCAGACUAGUUCCAGGUGAACGCGCGUUCCAUUAGCGCUAAUUAGAAUUUCUCCAAGCCUCCCACUCCCUCACACUCGCGACCCGUGUUUCACGCCUCUUAUCUUUACCAAUAAUAAAAUCGUUCUAACUUAACGAUUGGAAUGGAAUUUCCAAGGAGUCUGUUUGGCCUAUUUAAAAUUGACGGUACCGCAACCAACCGUAUUUAUAUGUACAUUUCCGGAAUUUUCUUGUUCCAUCGUGCUGGGGGAAGCGUUGUGUCAUAUACUUUCAGUGAUUGACUAGGCAGCUUACACGCGUAUUACAGCAAAACUUAUUACUGAGAAGAAAAUAUGUGCAUCCUGGUUUUUGUAAGGAAACAAAAUGGAAGUGUGUGCGGUGCCAAGUAAUGAACUGGAGCUCAAAAUAAUUAAAACUGUCUAUUCUUGCAGUUUCAUGUGGAGUAUUGUUGUGUUGUAGUUAUAAUGACACUGCAAAUUAAGCGCUCGAAGAGCUUGUGAGCUAAUGAGUCGUUGCUUUGUGAAAAGGUAGCAAUUACCAUUGCUUU
Messenger RNA from Helicoverpa armigera (cotton bollworm), 1496 nucleotides. RefSeq lists its product as uncharacterized. Lineage: Eukaryota; Metazoa; Arthropoda; Insecta; Lepidoptera; Noctuidae. The transcript is spliced from 4 exons. The coding region runs from base 271 to 600 and encodes 109 amino acids. The record is from RefSeq and is a predicted model, not a curated record.